AUGGCAGGAAACAUCUUCCCCAACCUGGAUAAUCUGUGUAACGUGGAUUGCAAUAACAUCCACCCUCUGGUGUGUCACCUAUGCAAUGAGCAGUAUCAGUCCCCGUGUUUGCUGGACUGCUACCACAUCUUCUGUGCGCGCUGUCUGCGAGGCCGGACCAAUGACAGCCGCCUCAGCUGCCCCCUCUGUGGGUAAGAAAGUGCACAGUGACUUUGAUGACAAUGAGGAGUGUUUAAGGCUGCGUGUAAUGCAGUGGUUCUCAAGUCCAGUCCUCAAGGCCCACUGUCCUGCAUAUUUAGGAUGUUUCCCUGCUCCAACACACCUGAUUCAAAUGAUCAGCUCGUUAUCAAGCUCUGUAAUGGCUUGAUAACGAGCUGAUCAUUUGAAUCAGGUGUGUUGGAGUAGGGAAACAUCCAAAACAUGCAGGACAGUGGGCCUCGAGGACUUGACUUGAGAACCACUGGUGUAAUGAGAAAUAACAGCAAUGGGAAAAAAAAUAUAGAAGUUAAUUGAAGCAUUUUAAAGGCCAUUGGGAUGGAAGACAGAAACUUUGGUCUUUCCCGGUCUCCCCUUGAUUUGUAAGAUCUGCCUGCAUCCUGUAUUAGCACUUUGAAGUAUUUUUCAAGUCACAGUGGAGAGGAAAAACUUCCAUUAGCAGGCAGACACCUGGAGCAGGACCAGACCCAUCUUUGACAGUCAUCUGCCGAGACUAUUUUAAAAUUUGAGAGGGGAUAGAGGGAGAUGCAGAGAGAUGGUUAAAGUGCUAAAAAUAAUGGAGUAAGUUUAGUUAAUUUAUUGGUGUCUUUUGGCUUCAGUGAUAAGUAUAGCUGAGUGUCGUCUGCAUAACUUUUGCAUUUUUGGAUUGUUUCCUCAUUAAGGAGGCAUUAAAAGAGGCAUGUGUAAGGUGUAAGGGAUUGGCCCAAGCACUAAAUCUUGAGGGACUCCAAAACUUAUAUUUUUGUGCUCAGAAUGCAGAUUUUCUUUAACUAUGGAAACGUUCAUUAAAUCUUAUUUUCCACUUAUUUUAGUUAACUGAACCUUUCCUUAUCUGGCAACACUUGUUUUAAAAGUUCUUUGGGUACUUGUGAUUGUUUUUAAAUAGCUUUUUUAAAAUUUUUCCAGUAAAAAAUACUUAAAUGUUAUUUUUAGUUCUGUCUUUGAGAGAUAUCUGCUGCAGUGUAUUCAAAUUUCAAGGAAAAGCUGUUUGUUUGUGUAUUCAUGAUGGUACAUAACUAUCCAAAAUAAAUUGUUCUGAGGCAGAAAUGGACACUGUAUGGAGCAUUUUGUUGUUCAUGUGGGAUAUUCUGGCUAGGUUCUCAGACCUAUGACAGUCAGUCUGAAACAAACAGUAAAUAUGGAAGUCAUAAGUCACUGAGUUUGAUUUCAUAAUGUUGUGAAAUAAUCAAGUGAUCUUAAACUGUUCGAGCAUUAAUAAGCUGUUUUAUUUCCCACUCAAAAAAUACAGUUUUGUUCCCCCCAUGCUGAGAUCUGAAUAGAUCCUUGUUGGUUUUAAAGAGCAUCAGUUCUCUGUUGUGGUUCUUCUGGAGCGACUCAGUGACCCAUGGGUCUGGGGAGGGCAGAACUGAGUGGCUGGAGCAGCUGCGGGGUCGUCCCUGUGGCUCUGAGUUCCUCUACGACCAGUCACCCUGCAAACAAAGCAAACUGGUAUUUAGCUGAGGUGCCAGCAGCUUAGAGCAAUCAAAAGCAGUCACAUGACACCAAUCCAUUUCAUCCCCUAUUAAGGACUGACACGUGUCUGAACAGUCACCUUCAGGUCUGCAGUGUUAACUUUACCACCAUCACAGCCCGUAGAGGGAUGCAUAGAAAUAGAGCUGUGGUCACAUCAGGAGUAUUUUUACUGAGUCAACAGGACCAGGAGGAAUUUUCACUUUUUCAUGCACGUGGUUCAGCUUCAUUUAUAGAUUGGUUUUAUUAUGUAAGAGGUCUAUAUGUGCUGUGUGGUCCUAUAAAAAUACACUAUAUGAAAAUGAAACAUAAUAUUCAUCUGUAAGGCCACCAUUCUCAGCUCCUGACUCUGGGACAAAGGUACAGAGUCCUUUGUGUGAAGCAACAAAAUUAUGGAAAAAUCAUAACUGGUGGGAACACUUUAAAGUCAUUCAGACACUUCCUACUGCACAAGAAAAAGACCUUAAUAUGUUUUCAACACACUUUAAUUUUCAUCAUUAAGAGCCUGUUUCAGUCCUGUCAUGUAGCUGAUUGUACCUUUUUUUAAUCACGUCACACAUGUGGGUGUGUUCAUAUCUGUGUCUUUUGGUUCUUUAGUACAAAAUGAAGUGUUAUACUUUGUGUUUAUUACAGCUGGCUGCAUACGAAAGGUAGACAGUGGUAUGUUUUCUAUUCUAUUCUAUUCUUUUAUUCUAAUCUAUUUAAUCAGUUCCUCUCUAUUCUUGUUACUACCAUCUAUUUUAUUCUUUUCGAUUUAUUCUAUUCUAUUGUUGUCUAGUCAAUUCUUUGCAUGAAACCUUACUCUAUUCUAUUCCACUCUGCUCUAUCCAAAACUGUCUGUUCUAAUCUAUUAAGUUCUAUUUUAUUUAGUUCUUUCCAAUCCAAUAACUAUUAUCUAUUCUAUUCUAUUCAGUUCUCUUGAGUUCUUUUUAAAAUUUUAUUCUUGUAAAUUCUGUUCAGUUCUGUUCUUUUCUAUUCAUUUCCUCCCCAUUCUAUUCUAAUUAGUUCUAUUCUUUUUUUAGUUUUCUUUAAUCAUGUCAUUUCAUCCCACACAACCUUGCCCUAUUCAGUCCUAGUGUAGUACACUAUUUUUAUUCCACUUUAUUCCUUUUAUUCAACAUUACUUCAUUCAUCCCAAUCUAUUGCUUUCCAUUCUACUCUACUUCAUUAGUUUCCAUUUGUUUUAUUCUACUCCAAUCUCUUUUUCUCAUCUGUAUCUACUCUACAGCUCACUAGCCAUCUUAUUCUAAACUUCAUUCUAUUCUAUUCUAUCACAGUUGAUUCUGUGUCAUAUGUGCACAUGAAAUACAAAGAAAGUUGUACUACAGUAAAAACACUCCUGUCGUGUCAAGUUAAAGAAAAAUGUCUGGUCCUGCAGGUUAAAAUUUAUUGCAAGUCACAUCCAUCACUGCAGGUUGUUUCUAUUAUUGACAACUACCAUGUGUCAUUUUCCCACAAAUAUACAUAUUUACAUAAAGAAUGGUAAUGAGUCAGGAGUAAGAUUAAAAACCUCAGACUUUUUAUUAAAAAGUUCCAUACUUAACUCUUUCAUGCAUCUCUUUGCACUUUUGUUGUUGAUGCUGGUGAUGGUUUAGAUGACAGUGGCAUUGAUGAUUAUCAUACUGACAUUGAUUAGGAUUUUUAUGAUGCUUUUGGUGCCAGAAGUUCACUUAUGUUGUUUUCUUCUGUCCAGGUCUUGGUCAAUUUUACUCAAACUCUUAGAUGUGUGUUGCUGUAGACUGUAACAUUCAAACAUUAGUCAUUGAGUUUGAAGUACCAGCAGAACAACGUGACCUAGACACUAACAGAUAACUGAGUUUGAAAAUGGAGCUAACUUUAGACUCUGACCACCAUGCAUGCAUUUACUCACUGAGUACAAAGGUGAAGAAGGCAAAAGAGUAAAAUACUCAAUCGCAGUUUAAAAAAAUAUCACUCAUGAGGCUCUUCAGAUUUUACGCCUGCUUCUUCCUGAAAGUGUUUAUUUCUCUACAGUAAUUUUGAAAUAAUGACAACUGUCUCUCCAAAUGCUGCUGCUUCACCAACAGCUGAUUUUGUACAUUAAAACAACAUAACAGACAUACAUGCACAACAUGUACUGCCUUUCAAUAAUAUGCGAUAUAUUUGUGAAUUAAUCAUCUUUUUUAGCUGGUCAAAUUCCUGUUAUUCAAGGUGCAUCAUACUGAGAAAUGAGAGGGAAAAACCCAGGUAAUAAUAUGUUUUCUGGGAAAACAGCUCAGCGUGCACAGAGCUGCUGUGCUCUGGUUACACAGGCUGACUGCCUGGGAGCUACUAUUUCCAUCAGGCAGCAGCAGCAGCCUCCUAACAGCUGCUCUCUCAAGUACUGUGUAAUCUAGGAAUUCACUACUCUGCUAUUAGUGGAACACAAUGAAGCCCCGUCGCUAUGAAAACCAGAUAAACCAUGCAUGGCACAAACAGCCUGGGAACACUUGGGUCACUGCAGAUGAAUGAAAACAGCAAACAGCUUCAUGUUCCAUCUGCAGGUUUGAAUGUGCCAAAGAAAAACCUUCACAGCUCAGAUUAAAGGGUCAUUUCACAUCAGUUUGAACUUGAUGUGAAAUGACCGUUUGAACUUAUUUUGAACAUAUCAGAUCUGUUACUGAGUUGAUUUUAUUCAGCAAAAUCUGAUCACUUCAUUCACUACAGAAGAUUCUCUUUAAGAUUUAAUGAUCAUGUGAAUGUGCUAAAGGAGCCGGUAACUUGUUUUCAUUUUAUUUAUUACCGAGUAAAAUCUGCAUUUCUUUUUUGAAUGACAAGAUAUAGACUUCUCAGGAUAAACUUCAAAUUAUGUCAAAUCAACAAUAUGCCUGUUUGUUUAAAUUCAACCUAAUGUCUUAAACUCUCAGUUUUUAAAGAAAUAGCAUCGGGGCAUCAGCUUUUAAGUGCAGUACUUGACUUCUGCGGUUUCAGAAAUGUGUGCGUCAGUCUGUUGUAGGAGAUGCAGCAAACAGCUUUGUUGUGUUUAAUGUGCAGAUUUUGUGUACAAAUAUCGACCACUGCGUGAGCUGACUAAAACCCAAGAACUGUUUUUUCAAAUUCAUCUCACACUUUUGUUCGUCACCUUAGGUUCAUCUGUUGGGUUUAAUUUAAAGCUCUCAUUAGAAGUUUUUUUAUGUGGCAAAAAUAGACCUAAUAUUAGGCAGUACUAUUAAUACCUCUUUAUGAUGUGAUAGUUGUAAUAUUGUAAUUAUUUAUGCCUGAAUCGAGAGUGAGGGUGUCAAUACUAGCUGCACAGCUGCAGAAAUGACUGUUUUUACCAUUUCCACAUAAAAUAUUCACAAUGAAUGAAGUUUACUUGGCUUUUAAUUUUAUAAAACCAAAAAAGGGUCCACUUGAUCUGUCAUACUGUUGUUUUAAACUAGAUUUUUUAAGAUAUUGAGAUAUACAUUUUGUAUCGUGAUAUCACAUGAAAAUAUAUCAAUAUCUGUAAUCCAUUAUAUUUUGUAUUAUUAUUAUUAUUAUUAUUAUUAUUUUAUGAUGAGCUCUUAAUCAAUGAUUGUAUUAAAGCACAAAUGUUGGGUGCAGCUUUUAACCUGGGGAAAUGAUACAUGUGAAAAACUGAUAAACUGAUCUCAGCCCUUCUAUAUUAAAACUGUCAGUGACAAUUUUUUUAAGAAUCACCUGAACAAAAAAGAUCAACUUCAGCAGAAUCUAUUUCAGCAUGUCUCUGAUUAUGAACAAGUACAAGUUGUUUUUACGUGAGAGGAAAAUUCUGAAAAAUUCAAUAAAAGUAAUGAUUAUUCCAAACACAGAGCUAAAUGAUCAGUUUGGACACUUUAUUUCUAUUCUGUUUUGUUUACAGGUGUCAAAAAAGAUGAGUUUUUGGUCCUGCCAGAGAAAGAAAUGAUAUUUAGAGGCAACAGAGCACCAUCUUCUGGGAUGCUGUGAGAAUGCAACAAAGUGUUUGAGAGAUAAAGGAAAUAUCUUUGACAGCUUGUGCUGCUCAUAAGUUACUGAAGUACUUCUUUUUCUGUAUUUUUAGUGUAAAUAUAAACUUAAAUUUCCCCUCCCAGACUAACGAUAACUUAAAAAAUGCCACCAGAUAUCAAGCCAUGUAAAAACAAACUGGGACUUUGAAACAUUUACAACUUUGAGUCCUCUCAGCUGUGGUUUCUGUACUUUAUCAUUAUUCUCCGUCCUGGUAUCCCUCAGUCUUCAUGUCAUUCAGGCCCAGGUCCUCAUUCUGCUCAAACGUGCGGGUGUACUUCUCCACGGACAUCUCAGGAUCUGGAUCAGGUGCAUACACAUUCUGAAGGUAGCUGUUUCCUGCCGGGUCAUCCAGGACAAAGUGGACUUUCAUUUCUCCAGCUAUGACCUUGUCCAGUGUCUCUCCAAACUCCACCAGUUUCUGUGUGCGGUCUGAGCUGCCACUGUCCCCGCACACAAAGGGGUUUCUGGACACAAUCAGGUCUUUGACAUCCUUCAGGAGCCCCUCCAGAGUGGUGAAUUUCCCACCAAGAGCCGCCAUCCCCAGCUCAAACUCCAGCUCGGGGAUCAUGAUGGAGCAGGUCUCUGACUUGAGCACGUCUCGGGUCAUGUCUGAGGGGUCAGUGAUGUUUAGGGUGAUUUUGGUGCCCAGCUCCUCAGUGGCCCCUCCAGACUUCACCUCGUUGGUCCGGUGACCACAGCUGUCGCAGUUUGUUGCCAUGAUGAUGACCUCCUUGAAGUGCGGGAUCUGGACCAGCUUCAUGUUGGUGGAGGCAGGUGCGUUGCAUUCUGGGCAGUUUGUAUCAAAGACCAAAACCUCAUUCCUCAUGGUGUCCAGGUCAUUUAGAGCUGGCUCUUUGUCGAAGUCGUCAUCAGCUCGUAUUCCCAGCAUCAUGUCCUGCUGCGCUGACCGGGUGAAGCGGGUCACUGUGAGAUCCUCAUCCUUUUGGGGGGCCAAUGGAUUCUCCACAAAACUGUUCCCAGAUGGAUCCUCAAUCACCACAGUGAACUCAUCCUCCACUUCUUUUAAUUUCCUCAGUUUCUGGAUGAAUUCCUCAAUCUUCUCGGCCACCUCAGGGUCAGUGGCUCUCCUGAUGGGCUGGUCUUGCUCCAGUCCUGCGACAGCCCGGUCCAAAAGCCCCUCAAUGGUGGACAGGGCACCUUUCUGGGUGAAGGGAGGGAUUUCAAACUCCAGCUCAGGGAUCCUUGUUGUAGCGCUAUCUGCUUUGACCACCUCCCGGUUUAAGUCCUGUUUAGACUUCACUUUGAGUGAGUAGGAGACUCCCUGAUCCUGGAUACGCCCUGCGGACUGGAUCUCUGUGUCUUUCCAGCUGCAGUGAGGGCAGCUGAAUGAGCUGACGAUGAUUUCUUUAAAAAACGGGAUUUUAGUGAGCAGUAAGCGGGUGGUACCGUUCUGGUGACAGUUCAUACACAUGCUCUCGAUCUCUGUGGGCUCCCAGUCCGCGUCCUCAGCGCCUAGAUCCUUAAACACGCUCCCUCCUCGGACAUUUUCCUCGGAUAUAACCGACAUUCUCACCUGGAAUAUGUUCCCUUUCUGUGGAGAGCCUGUUUCUACGCGUUGACAACUCUCGAAAGGUGGACUGAGAUGGACGUUUCUAGAAACAACCCGUCUUCAAAUGCACACGAGCACGUUUGACGACUCCUCUGUUUUGUAAAGCCACUUCCGUAUGUUAUCUUCUUCUACGAUGCUGUAAACCCCUGGCGUUGCUGUUGCCUCAUCUGGUGGCCUCCGGUACAGCGGCAGUAAAACGGCUGCUGGCGAUCACAGUAGAUGGUUUAGGGUUUAUGAUCAUUUUGGCACCAUGUUUUACCAUCAAGCUGCUUUUGGAGAUUGUGUGUGUAAAAAUAUUUCACAGAACACAUCGUAUUUUAUAAAACACAACAAUAUUUAAAACGUUUCAUGCAAGUAUAUUUUUACGAGGCAGGAAAGCCUAUGGAAAAAGUAUUUAAUUAUAUACAACAUUUUACAAAAUGCAAAAAAAUAAAAAAUAAAAAUAGACAUAAAAACGUUUUACAAAAGAACAAAAAAAAACCUAUUACAAAAAGAAGUUAACACAAGGCAAAAUAUGUUUGCAAAAUACUUCUGCAUUUAUUGAAAUAUUUUUGGCAUAUCAUGAAUAUGUGAGAUCAUUUUGGCAUUUAAUGAAAUACUCAUAUUCAGGGAAAUAUUUUUUGGCAUUAAGUGAGAUUUUUUUUGGCAAUUUAGGAAUUUUUUGGCAAUUUGUGACAUAUUGUUGUAGUAAAUGAAAUAUUUUUGCAUUGAAGGAAAUAUUUUUUGGCAUUUGGUAAAGCAUUUUUGUGUUUAGAGGAAUAUUUUUUGGCAUUCAGUGAGAUGCUUUUGCUUAAUCAACAUUUUUUUGGGUGUUUAUCUAAAUUUAGUAUUUUACAGAAAUGUUUUGAAUGAAAAAAAUGUUUUUUUGUUUUGUUUUGUUUUUGUUUUUUCUCUGUGGUUGUGGUCUAAAUGUGCAGUUGUUCUUCGUGGCCACUAAAAUCCAGAAUAUAUCGCAGGAUUUUAUUGUAGUCAUUUCUGUUAAUAGUUUUGGUAAUUUUAUGUGAGGAAAAAUUUGAUUAUUAUUUUGUUAAUGUUAUCUUGACCCCCCCCCUUUUUUUAUUUUUCUGAAGCCUUUUAGAUCUCGUUUUAAAUUUUGUAAUGCAACACUUAAAUGAUCACUUUAGCAAAAAAAAAAAAUAAUAAUUCUUCAUUUCAUCCAAACAAGUCACCCAAUCACGCAGCUGAUCUUCUGAUUCUGUUUUUUCACCAUGUCCCCCACAGCUAUUUAUCCAUAGUCAAAGGAAAUGGUGCUCUUCCCCCAGAGGACCGACUGCUGAGGUUUCUGGUUGACAACAAUGCAGAUGCUGAGGAGAUGGUGCAGUGUGCAAACUGUGACCAAGAAAGCAGCAAAAAGGUGAGACUGACUUAAACAUUCAAAAGUCUUAAUGACUUUUUGUAGACAUCAAAAAUAUAUGGACAGUUAAGUGUGUCUAAAAAGCCUUCACAACACAAAAUCACAGAAAUUGAGGCAUUACAUGAAAUUUGAACUCUGGUCUCACAUGAAACCAGACUUCUCUGCUUUCUCUAUAUAAUUUCUUUUCAUUAUUCUCUCUGCUCAUGCAUACAGGAUGCUGGGGUGAUGUAUUUCUGUAACACCUGUAACCAGCCUCUGUGCAGCACCUGCAGAGAGCUGACCCACAAAGCCAGGAUGUUCUCGCACCACGAGAUCGUCUCUUUGGCCAAACGCACCAAAGCCAAACACAGAAACUGCUGUAAGUAGGCUACUACCUGAAUUAACAUAUCUAAAAAUCCUGUUCAUGAGGUUUGUGGUUUCUCCUGUUCUCUGCUCUAUUUUCCUGAGGAGAUAGGUAACAUGGUAGCAUGGUUAAAAGCUAAAAGGUGUCUCCGUCCCUACAGCUCUCCACGACGAGCCGUACAUCCUCUUCUCCAAAGAGAAGAAGUCCAUGCUUUGCAUCAAGUGCUUCAGAGACACACAAGUGUGAGUAAAUCUCUUUUUUCCAAUUAUACUCUCACUUUGUGAUGUUCCUCUCUUGUCUUCUCUGCAAAGUAAUCUUGUUCUGCAAUUCAGGGAGAGCAGGACUCACUGCAUUGACAUUGAGACGGCGUACGUGCAGGGCUGUGAGAUGCUGGACCAGGCCGUGCUGGUGAGACAGAAAGAGAGAGCGAGAGAGAGAGUCCAGUCUGUUCAUCUGCACGUUCAACAUCAUGAAUAAUUCACACACUCAGCGCUGUGAUGAUAUUGUGCAAAGUGAUUCAGGUUUAUCACAGAGCAAUUUGAAUACAUAAACAUAUGAAUGAGGACUGUUUGUUCUGUAAUAUUAGAAGCACUGCUGAAUCAAAAUCAAAUAUUUUCUCUGCACGAGCCAGAAUUUCAUCUUCAUGGACUGAAAUGAUCAUGAGCUGACUGCUCUGCUUUUAAUAGUCAAUUUCAAAAUCAUACAAAAGAGUUUAAUUGCAUACAAAGCUUUUAUUCUUGAUUUAGUGUUAAUUUUUCUUUUUAACUCCAGGACGCUCGUUUAUAAAGAGCCUUAAAGAUAAACUUCUUCAUGCACAAUUAUAAAGCACAUUGUUAUUGAAUAGAUAAUGCUGAGUACACUGUGUCAUUUUGUACAUUAAGUUAAGGCUCAAAAUGGUCAAAACAAUGCAGAGUCAGACAUGUUAUUAGUUUGAAAAAUGAAAACUUGACCAGAAAUUUGGUGGUUCAGUAAGUGAGAAGUUCUUCUUAUGUUUAGUGAGCUUUGUCUUUAAAGGAACACUCUGUGAUUUUGUGCAUUACGAAUUUUAAUGAUGAAUUAUUUUGUUUUUGAAAGCAGUCUAACAUUAAAAUUCAAACAAAGUUGCAACACAGGAAUGAUAAUGGGAAUAUUUCACAAUGUCGUUGCACCAGUGCACUGGGGGGCCUCGCAUGCCCUGAAUUCUGAAAAAACAGCAGAAGUGCCCUUUUGGAUGCUCCAGGUCUAGAUAACACAUUUUUAAACACCUUAUCUAAAGCCUCUUUUAUGGAGAAUACAUGAAAAACAGCUUCAGAAGCUGUUUUUUCUAAAGCACGAAACAUGGCUUAGUGCCCUCCGGAUUCCCAAUCAGACCAUCACACAUACAAAAGUCCCCUGUGAAUGGUCCUCUGCUAUAAAUGAUGAAAAAAAAGUGCCCUCUAGAUGCCCUUUCAGUAUCUAAAACAUUAAAACAGGGCCCUCUAGAUACCUGUUUUAGUAUAUAAAAUAUUGAAAAGAUGUCCCUUCAGUAUACAAAACUUAUAAAGUUCCCUCUUGAUGCCUCUCCAGUAAAUAAAAAGUGAUAAGGUGCCCUUUUUGGUAAUUUAGGUUUUUCAUAGUCUAUGUUUUGUUGACUUUUAAAAUUGAAAUUCAAGGGGUAAAUUAAUUUAUUUAUACAAUUUGAUUUAUAUUUAAAGUCACUUAGAAGAGCUUUUGGUUUGUUUUGAUUUUGGCGGCCCCUGUGGACAAAGGGAUUUUUUUUUAAUCUGUUGUCCUAAUCACGUGUUUUCAGACAAAAAGCUUCUCCUGUUAGAAAAAGCACAAGAAACUGUUUAUGAGACUUUAUCUUAAACAGCUCUCCGUCUUUGACUGUUUACAUUCAUGGUGUCAUAUAAACCCAUGUGGCUCGUGUAUAUAAAUCAAUUUGCGUGCUGAACAAUGAUUACUACAACAAUUAUAACUGAAAUCAUAAGUAACAUGCUUUUUCUUUGUUUUUGAGGAGUUUUGCAGCUGCAUUUCUGCUGAGCUAUGACUAAGAUGUGCCACAGUCUGUAGAUUUCCUCUGGUUAUAGACUCUAUCUUGGCUAAUAAGUGACAAAGCAGCAGCAAGCAUGACACUUUACUGACAGUGAACCUCCUCUGUCUCCUCCUCCUCUUCCACCCGCUCCUCUUCGGUCUGUAGGUGGUGAAGGAGCUGCAGACUUCAGCUCGAGAAGCAAUUGUUCUGCUGAGAGCAAUGAUUGGAGAAGUGUGUCUGAAUGUGGAGGAAGAGGAGAGUGCGAUCUGUACUCUGUUCAACAGCCUGCAGGUUGUAUAAUGAUGCUGAUGGGUUCGUUUUUUUGUCUCCUAAACUCCCAGUGUGGACAAAACAAACCCACAAAAUCGUAGUUGACAUCUUAGUUUAAAGUGAAAGUGCAAUAAAAAACAAAAACAAAAGAAAAAAAAGAAAGAAAGAAAAUUAACAUUAAAAAUAAAUAUAUUUCUGGCUUUCAUGUGCAGUGAGUGUGUCUCUGUGUUAGCACCUGCACAGCUGUGCCACUAGAGGUCUCUGUCAUACUGAUUUUGAGCUCUGAGCAUGCCUUUUUGUUUGCAUACUGAAGAAUUUACUCCUUUACUUUCUGCACAUUGUUGAAAAUUCAUCAGGUAUUAGAGAGAUCAAGGCCGUUUUCACAGCAGUGAGAGGAAUAAAAGAGGUUGAUCUGUUCUCUUUUCUUUUCUUCUGUAAGGAGAAACUAGCAGAGAGGAAGAGGAUGCUGCUCAAAGCCGCUCAGAGGUAAAAGGAAACAUAUCAGCACUUACAUUGUGUCACCAAAUGAAAGACUUUUAUCAUGUUAUAGUUUCCCAUAAUACUGUUUGUACUCAGAGUGAUGAAUAAAAGCUCUCUGAAUAAUACCCACCCCUCACCAAAUACAUUUUCUUUAGUGACUUUCUUUGCAGGCUGAAUUAAAAACCAGGAGGAUUACAGAUUAGAGACGGUGGUUUCCAAUCAGAAAACCUGCAGCCAAACAGAGACGUUAAAAUACAAAGUAUGGAAAUUAUAGACUUUAUGAAGAACAGUAGCUGCAGGAAACCCUGGACUCAGACCACCCUGAAUACCUGCACAUAUACCCCCAUGGUACCCCUCAUGUGGUUUAUAAUGAGCCUUAUAGGAGGUGGUCUUGAAAGUAGUCUGACAAACAGUCUUUAGCUGCGAUAAUUCAGCUCAUGUUUCUGCAGUGUGCUUAAAACAGGUAAAUCAAAGUUUUCCUCCAUGUCUCACACAAGUAAAUUCAGCUGAGGUAACUUAUUUUAAGAGCAUGAUCCUAUUUUCUUUGUGAUAUUAGGUGUGUUUUCUUUAGCAGACUGCAGAAAACUCAAUUACUAAGUGUUUAUUUAUUUAUUUAUUUAUUUUUAUUUUAUUUCCAAUGUUCCAGUUUUUUCAACAUAAACAUAAACAUACAACCCAAAUACAUUUUAAUAUAUUGGCAACCUUUUUUUUUCAAACUGGGGGAAUUUCAGCCACUUUUUUCUUGUAAUAAUUAAAAUUGAGAUGUAACACUAAGAUAUUUUGACCAAAAAUAAAACAGACUUGGACAAUUUGAGACCCGUAAUGCAUUUAAGCCUUUUUCUACACAUUAAAAAGAAAACUUGAAUCUCUCUUUCAUAUCGUCUUUCACUUCUUUGUAGUGAAAAUGUACCUGUAUCAAUUGAAUCUGAUCUGAAUUACCUGCAUCCAUAUACAGCCAGAUCUUAACCUCCUGCCAAGUGUUUUUAUCUAAUUUGCAUUAAAAAGUCUAGUUACAUUAAAUAAAAGCAACUUUGACCUGAAAGCUCCUAAUAUUAUUACAGCACAAUGUUAUAUAAUCUGAUAUAAUCGGUUGCUCGUGAUGGGUAAAAAUAUCUACCAGUGCAUUGAAUCAAGUUUUCUGGUUGAAUUUGUAAAAAGAUAUAUCCUACCUGAGGCUUUUAUUUAUGAUACGAUAUGAUAUGAUAUGAUACAAUAAGAUACGAUACAAUACUAUACGAUACGAUAUGAUUCAGUUGAUGUAGUUGUUUUCUGGACAAUCACUGUUCCUAAAAACAGUGAUAUGAGACUCUGAUAAACCUACAGUGAAAUUCUUAUAAAACUCAAAUCUUACUGAGUGCAUUUGUAAAAUUUCUUGUGAAAUAUCUUAUUAUGGUUGAUAUGAGCUGUUUGUACCUGAAAGAUAUCAAUGUUGUCUUAAGACACUGCAAGCCAAAAGUAAAAAUCGAAUGAUUAUGAUGACUUAAAAUGGCUGCACUGGAAAGUUUCUUAGAUCAAAUGAGUGCUUAUUUUUGCUUGUAGAUCACUGAUAUAAGACUCAUGUCCCCAUUUAUCAGUUGGAUAUUGCUUAUCUGAAGCAGGAUAAAAUGUUGUUGCUGAGAAAGGAGAGAAAUUCACUCAGUAAGACUUGAAUUUUCCGCAGUGAAAGGAGAAUAUAAACUGAAAAAGACAAAAAAAAAUCAAAACCCUGAAGAAUUCAUAUGUGCCAAAUGCUCUUUUAUUAAAAUUCAGCAAAAUAAUGGCUGCAAAACAGAGCAUCAGAUUCAAAGAACAACAUUUUGAGCAUGUAAUGUGAAAAAAAUCCAUACAUUUGCAGAAAACUUGUGAAACUAAUUUUAUUUGCAGUUAAAAAAUAUACUUCAUCAAAUAAAAAGUGUAUUGAUAAAGAUAAAGCUGUAAUGUAAAGAAAAAUCCUUCAUUUUUGAUAAUAUUUCUCUCUCUUUCAAAGCUGACUUGUUGCAUAUUUAACUCUGUUUAGCAGUGUGCAUGUUCAGAAAGAAAAUUGUAAAGUGAUUAAAAAUGUAGAAAUGAUGAAAACAGGAAAAUGAAAUCUGUUGAUGUAACAACACAGAAGUAGAAAGCAGCCACUGAAAUAAUGACUAAUGUAACAGUGUCCCCUCAGCAGCCAUUAAAGUUUGAUUUAAUGUCACUAAUUAGUCUCCUGAAAAAAUGAGUGCACAUCAAUUUCAAUUUAAUAUAAGAGCAUAAAAACCUGUGUCUCUUCUCUGUGUGUGAUCCUGAAAACUUCUUUUUUUACAGAGAGGAGGAGCUGAAAAUGUGGAAAUCAGAGUGGGAAUGAUGUUGGUGUGUACAUGUGUGAGUGAAUGGGUGUGAGAGAGAGAGAGAGAGAGAGAGAGAGAGAGAGAGAGAGAGAGGGAGAGAGAGAGAGAGAGAGAGAGAGAGAGAGAGAGAAAGAGAGAGAGAGAGUGUGUAUCGUAUUGCACUCUGUGGGAUCUUUAAUGAGAUUUUUGUGCCCGCUGCCCUCUCUCUCUAUUUCUCUCUCUCUCUGUUGUUGCCUGGAAGUUGUCCAGUGGCUGUGUUCCCGGAAAGGUGUUAAAGUCUAUUUAUAUGUUGGUCUUUGUGUGUGUGUGUGUGUGUGUGUGUGUGUGUGUGUGUGUGUGUGUGUGUGUGUGUGUGUGUGUGUGUGUUUGAUACUCAGGGAGAAGACAGAUAGAUUAGCUUCUGGAAAUAUGGAGUAUGUUGUUUGUGGUUGCACCUCCUGAGCCGGGUCCUCUGAGGGUUUCAGCAGGCAAGGAUGUGAAGAUGUAGUGUUUCAUGUGUGUGUGUGUUUGUGUGUGUUUGCAGUCAACAUGAGGAGAAGGAGAAAGCGCUAACGGAGCAGCUCUCACACCUCACUGCCCUCCUGCCAACCCUGCAGGUAAAGUUCAGACAUGAUAAUUAGUCACCAAAGCACUUUUGUUGACGCGUUUUCCUCCAAACUCUGUUGAGUGAAGAUUAUUAAGAUUUGUUAAAUAGUAUGAGAUCUUAACUGAUAGUCAAUAUGGUUUUAGACCAAAUUGAUCUCCAUCUUUGGCUCUAAUUGACCUUGUGGAAGAACUAACUACCAGCAUUGAUGACAAGAAGUUCGCCAUAGGUGUAUUUAUUGACCUUAAAAAAGCCUUUGACACAAUUAAUCAUCAGAUUUUGUUUCAAAAACUGGAAAGGUAUGGGAUUAGGGGAAUAGGGCUCAGUUGGAUAAAAAGCUAUUUAGAACAUAGACAACAGUUUGUGCAGAUAGGAGAGGAAAAGUCAAUGCUCCUUAAUAUAACCUGCGGUGUACCACAAGGAUUAAUACUGGGACCAAAAUUAUUCAUAUUAUACAUAAAUGAUAUUAUCAAAACUUGAUAAUAACUAAAAACUAAUAUUUUAAAAUUUGUAAUUUUUGCAGAUGACAUAAAUAUCUUUUGUAAAGGACAGAACCUCCAACAGCUGUUAAAGACUGUCUCUGAUGAACUAGCUAAGCUAAAACUGUGGUUUGAUUUAAAUAAAUUAUCUCUCAUUAUAAAGAAAACUAAAUUCAUGAUUUUUGGGAAGCGAGCCGGCAAAAUUCCAGUAGACUCAACCAUUGAAGUACUAUGUGAAAACACCAGAUUAGAAAGAGUUUAUGAAAAUUCCCUCCUGGGAGUAAAAAUUGACCACAAUCUCAGCUGGAAACCACAAGUCAAACACAUUUGCUCUAAAUUGGCGAAGACUAAAGUUAGACACAUACUGAACCAGAAAACAAUGUACAUUCUAUACUGUUCGCUUUUCCCCCCUUAUUUGUCCUAUUGUGCUGAAGUGUGGGGUAAUACCUACAAAUCCACCCUAAAGACAAUAUGCAUCAUGCAGAAAAAGGCAAUAAGAAUAGUUAGCAAUGUUGGCUAUAAGGCACACACAAAUGAUUUAUUUUUAAAAUUACAAAUAUUAAAAUUCAUGGAUAUAGUGGAUUUCAAGACUACACAAAUUAUUUACAAAGCUAAAAACAAAUUAUUGCCUAAUAAUAUACAAAAAUGGUUCAAAGAAAGAGAAAGUGGUUAUAACUUAAGACGGAGAGGGAAUCUCUUACAAUCCAAGGUGCACACUACACUUAAAAGCAUGUGCAUAUCUGUCAAUGGGGUGAGGCUGUGGAAUAAUUUGCCUGUAACGAUCAAAGAAAGUAAAAACAUGGCUCAAUUCAAAAGGCAGUUUAAAAUUCUCACAUUAAAAAACUAUAACAAUUGAGGUGAAGGCGGGACAAAUGUCUCAUUUCCACUUUAAGAGGGUGUACUGAAUCGUUUAGCCAUAAAGUCUCCAUUUUUUUUUCUUUAAUUCCUUUUUUACAUAUUUUCAUGUAUUAUUUUUCCGGUAUAUGGUGUUUUUUAUUUCCAGAACUAACUACUUCUGAUGAAUUAAGACUUCCUCAUUUGGAGAAAUGGCGGUACUUUGAUAAAAUAAACAGUACCCAUGUUAAAAAAAAUUAAGAUGUAUAAAAGGGGAAGGUAAACAAAAGUUAGCUUCUUCCCUCUGCUUUUUUGAGCAUGUAGAAACCUUUUAUUUAAUUGAUUUUCUGUGAGAAAUAUCAUUUGAAAAAUGCUUCCUUGUUGAUUCUCAUGUUCAAAAAUAAAUUUCAUUUCAUUUCAUUUCAAAAGAUUAUUAAGAUAAAACCCAAAGAUCACAUCAAUGACCAGGUAAAUGUUCUAAACAGAUUAAGUUCAUAUAAAGUUCUUCAGCAGUAAAAUUUCAGAUAUACAGGAUUUAUUCUCUGUGACUGACGCAAUUAUUCAGAAGGUUACUCGCUUCCUGAACUACUGACUCACUUACUAACUUUGCUAAUUAAUCAGGUACUUAGUUACCAACUUCCUUCCUUCCUUUCUUAGUAAUUUCCUAGAUUACUUACAUACUGACUAACUAUCUGCCUAAUUUACCUACAAACCUCCUUCCUUCCUUCCUUACUGACUUGCUCAUUUCCUUACUGACUUACCAACUUACUUGCUUACUGACUAAGUAACUAACUUAUUGACUGAGUAACUUACUUCCUUCUUUCCUUACUUAAUUAUAGUGUUUCUCCCUUCCUUACUAACUCAUAAAUUCUCUUCCUUACUGACUCACUUACUUCCUCUCUGACUCACUAACUUCCUUACUCACUCAUUUCCUUCCUUCCUUACCGACUUACUAACUCCCUUGCUUCCUGGCUAGCCUUCUUUCUUCCGUACUGACUUACUAACUCCGUUCCUUUAUUACUGACUUACUAACUCCCUUUCUUUCUCAAUGUCUCACUAACUUGCUUACUUACUGAUUCAUUUACUUUCUUCCUUACUGACUCACAAACUCUCUUCUUCACUGACUCACUUACUUCCUUUCUUACUAUCUCACUUACUUCCAUUCUUACUGACUCACUUCUUACUAACUCUAUUCCUUACUGACUCAUUUCCUUCCUUCCAUAUUAACUUACUAACUCCCUUCCUUUCUUAAUGACUCACUAACUUCCUUACUUACUUACUGACUCACUAACUCUCUUUCUUACUGACUCAUCUACUUUCUUCCUUACUGACUUAAGAACUCUCUUCCAAACUGACUCACUUCCUUCCUUCGUUACUGGCUAGUCUUUUUCCUUCCUUAUCGACUCACUUCCCUCCUUACUUACUGACUUACUAACGGCCUUCCUUAUCAUCUCUUUUUAGUGCAACCUAACUACCUUACCCACUUGCUUACUUUUUAAACACUUUGGUGGUGAUCCAGGGGUUUUGCCAGGGAUUGCUCUGGUCCCACAUGAAAUCUGGUUUACCUGCCGAGGUGCCCUCUCAAAAAUCCUUUAUCAUGAUUUUACUCUUCUGAGGUGGGACAGACAUUAAAAUGAACUGUUGUGUUAAAAUUGUGACUAUGUUAUAUGAGGCUGUUACUAUGAAAGUUAGCUUCACCUGUGUUAGAGAUCUUGUGGAGCUGCUUUAAUAAACUGAGAAGUUUGUGUCGAAAAUAACUCCCUGUGAUAAAUCUGAGAGGUCUUUGGAUGAUUAACAAGAAAAAACAAAACAGUCGAGUUCCGUAAAAAAAUCACUUUAUUUUUUAUGUCUCUUAUGAGAAAUAUUGCACAUAUAAAAACUUUGUUGGUCGACGUUCAGAGCUGCUUAUGCAGGAUACACUUGAUGCUGUUUAAUCUUAAUCUCAGUCUGAUGACGUCUCAUAUUCCCUGCAGCUUGUUUAAAAUCCUCUCUUUUGAUUUCUGAUGUUUUUAGGUCCACCUCGUCACCUGUUCGGCCUUUCUGAGCUCCGCCAACAAGUUUGAGUUUCUGGACAUGGGUUACGUGAGUGCAGACAUGUCAAGAAGGAACAGUUUUAAAUAUUAUUGAACUUUUUAAAGGUUUUCAUGAGUAGAGAUUUUUUUAAGUACUCUAGUUGGGAACAAAAGAAGUCAUAGGAAGGUGAGUACACUUUUAAGAAUUUAACUCUGAAGCCAUCUCCAGUGAUUUAAGAUUCAUGCUGAGAGGUUAGGGGACCGGUUGGACAAAACUGGUGUGUAAACAGUCUGUCUGUGUCGUGUGUUGGAGGUGAAACAGGUCACUGAUUCACACCCGGAUGUUCUUGCUUACGCAGCAACUCAUGGAGCGUCUGAAGAGGAUCGUAAAGCUCCCUCAUCGACUGAGACCGGUGCAGAGCAGCAAAGUGAGUCCGAGCAGAAGUCAUGUAGAGCUGCAAAAGGUUAGACUACAAAUGCAAUCCAAUGCAGUCAGCUGAUGAGUAUAGUUUCACUUGUUCCCAGAGCAGCUUCACCAGAUUUUCAUAUGAGGUCCAAAAGCCCAGAACCAAUUUUCCUCCAAAGACAGACGAGCUCCUGGAGGUCUGAUAGAAACUUUAUUUAUCAGAAACUUCAUUUAUCAGAGACGGCACAUAAGUAAGACCUGUAUGAGCAGGUUAAAGUUGGAGCUGAAUAAAGAAAGGAUAAAGGAAAAGGCAGAAAAUAAAAGCAUAUGUAAGAGAGGAUGGAAAAUGAGAGGGAACCUAACAAGAAAAAAAAGAAAAGAAAAAAUAAAACACGAAAAAACAAAGUGAACAUUACAACUAAACUAGACUCCCUCAGGUCUACUUCAGUCAAGGUCCAGGAAGGUUCAUUUUUAGUCUGGAGUAUUCCAGUUUUUCUGAUUGCUGAAGUGUUUUUCUGUUUCUAUAAAACAUGAAAUUUACUACACAGCCAAACAGUCAGUUUGAAGGAGACUCAAUUUCACCUUCUAUUUUCUCAGUCUGGGACUCAUUUAAAGUAGCUGUGUGUGAUUUUGCAGCUCAAAAAAGUCCUUAUUUAUCUGACAUACUGGUUUAGUGAAAAUUCUUGUUCCAGCACUCUGUAGCCACUGCCUGAAACACUUUGAUUUAUGAGCAACAUUUAUGAAUAAUCAUGAUAUUAAACUUUAUAUGACACAAAAGAGAAAAAAAGAGAAAUAUGAGUAAUAUAUUGGAUGUAAAAGAUGUUAAAGUUCAGAUGAAAUAAUCGUGACUUAACAACAUAGGAGAUAUGAUAAAUAGAUAAUUAGAUACAGAGAUAGAAUGGUAGAAUAAAUGAGAGAGAAAUAGAAUAAAAUAAAGUCAUAGACUGCAAAAAAAAACAAGUUAAAACGAUGAAAGGAGAAAGUUAAACUUUUUACACAGCGUUGUUUUCAUGAAAUAAUGAUGAUGCUAUCUCUUCAUUUUAUUUCAUUUUAGCAAUUUUCCAUCAGCUGCUGUUCUGAUUUUACUCACAGUUUUCAUGGAAGACCUUUAUAGAUGGAACAGGACCAGGUUUUAGUAACAGUUGGGACACAAAUGAACCUCAUACUGACCACAAGCAGCUUUGUUUUGGCUGCUGUUGAGCAGAAAAUGAGAAAAAUUCCUGCUGUUUUUAGGAGUCUUUGAAACUGGAAACAAAAGAAGACUUACAAGAAACUUUUUGAGACCUACUGAAUUAACAAAGUGCAGAGCAGGAAAAAAGCUUAGCGCUUUCAACACAAGGGAAUCAUUUGAGAAAGUGACAAAGACAAAUCUGUUCAAGAGGGGUUAUUGUGUAACACAGCAUAUGGUUUUUGUAUUUCUGUUGUCCUUCAGAUCAACACAGACUACAGGAGUGAGUUCGCUCGCUGUCUGGAGCCUUUGCUGCUCCUCGGCCAGCACUGCCCUCCAUCUGUUUCUGGACUUACAGGUGCUGCAACAAGGUGAGAUCAUUACCCUGCUGCCAGAUAACAUCCACAUGUCAUCAGUGUAGAAUGAUUCCAUCCUCUGAGCCUCCAUCGCUUCAUCAUUACCGCUGCAUGUUCCAGAUCCUUCCAAGAAAUCAGAAAGUCUGGGUUGAAAAUUUCACACUUGUGAAGCAUCCAAAGUUGAAAUCCCCAAAUGGUUUGCAAGUACAGAUGGUAGACGGCGAGGACUGCAGCAAGAGGCGCCACGCUGAGUCCCACUAUGGCAGCCAUUCUGUCUGUCUGUCUGUGAGCUAUGUACUCUGGUAUGUUGACGUAUCUCACCUUGCUGAAUGGAGGUUGAGGAGAAGGCAGCAACCCUGAUUUAGAAAGCUGCGGAUUCAUUGUGGUCAGGCAGGAAACACAGGAUAAGCCGAUGAAAUUUAUCAAUGAGGGAGAGAUGUUUGAGGUUUAGUCUCAUUCAGAGGAAAGUUGCUGCAUUAAAUCAGGAUGUAAAGAUGCUGAAAACAGAAAAAAAAAAAAUUAUUCAGCCAUGCAACACAAGCUUCUAACUUCAUCUUAGAGGAAAAGCAAAUCACCAAUCGAUGAAACUUCAAUUCACAAAAUCUUCUAUCACUGCUGCUCAGAACAAAAGGCUUUGUCCUUUCCUCUCCCAACUGUUCACAGGUCUCUAAGCCCACCCACUAAUGCCAAACAUACUGACAACUCUCUCUUCCAACUUGCUUAGCGCCCUGCCAGUGCAAGAUGCAGAGUGGGCAGCGAUUGGUGGCCGCCCGUCUGGCUGGCUGGUGGGCUGGCAGGCCGGCACUAUUUUUAUCAUAAAUUCACAGAACUCUUCAGGAUUCAUCUGGAAGUUGGCACGCGGGGGCGGCCGGGCCGCUUUGUUCCAGGUGGGCUGCUGAUGUCACAGCUUUGGUUACGGGUGAAGCCUUUAGUUGGCGUCAGAGAUUGGAGGAUGAAGGCUGGGAAGGCAGAGAGGGAGAUGUGGUUUAGACAGGUCUGCUGAUGCAUCAACAUACAGCGAGAAGGAGGAGUAAGAUUGAACCACAGCCCAGGUAAAUUCAACUGCAUAUAAAUUGGACGAAUUUCAACUUUUGCACCAAGUUGCUUUUGCUUUUGCAGUUUUUGAUAUCUGUGGUUGUACAGACAGUGAAGUUGUUACAAAGACUUCAUCGGGAGUGUAGGGCCAAAGAAAUGGAUGCACUCUUGCUGGAAACUUUCCUGUACAAAUAUCGAUCAGGCCAUUGUGACUUUUGAAGAUGAUACUUUCUGCAAAAGGCGAGUAAAUUUAUAACACACAUUUCUGCAGAAUACAGUCUGUUUAAAAUCACAUAAGAAAGGGCCAUUAAAAAUAUAAGAAUAAUUAUGUGAAGGAUUUAGUUUUAACAUGCAGUCCACUGAAUUUUUGAUUUCUGUGGACAAUGCAGCUCCCAAGUGUUUAGAUUUCAAACUUUGACUUAUAGUUUAACUUGAUAAAUUUGAAAUAAAUUUUCAAUAUUUUCUUUCAACAUCUUUUUCUGACAUCUACAAUGAUUAUUUAAAUUUUUUGAAUAAAGCACUUUGGAUUAUUUUGUUGCAGAAAUGUUCUCUCACCUUUAAAUUUUUUUCAUAUCCAGCAUUUUUUUUUCUUGUAGUUAUAAUAAUUUUUGUUCAAAGUCUCAUCAUUUUUAAAGACAGAAGAAGCACUUUGUUGUUGUUGUUGUUGUUGUUGUUGUUGUUGUCAUGCUGAUUGAUUGGAUCAUGUAGAAUGAAAAGCUGCAAUUGUUUUGCAUAAAUUCACAAUAUUUGAAGAAAAAAAAAUUCAGUGAUUAAAAAGCAGAGAGAAGAUCAUAUAAACUCAGCUGUCUUAUUAUUUUAGAUUCAGUCAGAAUCAGAAAUAUAUUAUUCAUCCCACAGAGAAAGUUGUGCAAUCAGUCAAAUCAGUGUGAGACUAUAAAUUAAAAAAGAAAUAAUAUGACGGAUGCAGAUAAGAAACAAGAGAACAAAAGUUAGAAACAUAUAGAGCAGAGUUUGCUAAAUAAACAAUAUGUGCAAAAGGGAAGACUAAAUUGUAUUAAUAUUCUCAAAGUAUUGCUGUAUAGAUUAACUGACAGGGAAAGAUAUUACGUAUUUUAAUCUCGGGUUGUUGACCUUAUAGAUUUAGAAGCCACAACAAUAUCAGUCUGUAUCAGAGGAUCACUAAUGAGCAACAAAUCAGGAUUUAAUGGUUUGUGAAUAAUUUAUACUCCAUAUUUAUUCAAAAUUCAAAAAUUAAAACCACAAACUCAAAAGUUUCACAGACAUAUUCACUCAUUUAAAGUUUGAUGCCAGCAGCAUGUCUCCAAAAAGUUUGGACAGGGACGACAGAAAAGUGAAGAAGUUGUAGAAUAAUGAUAAUCACUUCGAAGAAGAUCUUCCAGCUACAGUACAGGUGCAACAAAUUAGAAACACAGCCGUGUACAAAAAGGGGACUUCAGAGGGUCUGAGUGUCCUGAAAGUAAAGAUGUGAAAAGGUUCAUGUCUUUGUGAGAGCAAAUACUUCAAAAAUUUCAGAUUAAUGUUUUUCAUUGGGGAUUUAACCAACAACAGGGUAAAAUAUUAACAAAACAUUCUUCAAAUCUGAAGAAAUCUGAAAAAAAGGGACAAAGCUGAUAACUGAUACUGGAAGGUUGAGAUCUCAAUUCAUUAAAAACAGGCGUGACUCUGUAGUGGAAAUCACAGCAUGGACUCAAAUCACAGCAUGAAACCACGACUGCUCUAAAGAGGAGAGUGCUGAACAACAAAUGUAGAUUAUGGAACAACAUAAAUUGCCAUCCAGUGACACCUUUUCAGGGACGACCUGCAUAUUUCAGCAAGUGAAAACCAAACCAAGCCACUGUGUGCAUGUAUGACAACAGUGUGGCUCUGUAGGAGAAGAGUCCAGGUGCUGAACUGACCUCUGACUCAUUACUCACUGAAAGCCAGUGUGAGGACCUUCGAAGUUUCUGGGUCUUUAUUGUCUGAGGAGGGAUCGUACUGAAGUAUGCCACCCAUGUGUUUAAGUCUGUUUCUCGUCAUGCUGUUGUGUGAUUCCUCCUCCAUUUCUCUGUAAAAGCUCAUUUCCCCACGUCCUCGCCUCUUUUGUUGGACAUAAACCAAGCAGGGAUUGAUUUGUGUCCAUCUGUUCUUUCUAUCAAGCAGAAGUGAAGUUUUGCAGCUAACUUCUUUUAUGCAACUGCUGCUGUUCGUCCACUCGCUGUUUAUUUAAUUGGUUGUGUUGGGAUACAACCUGCACACUCAGAGGACACACCAUGCAGUCAUAUGGUGAUACACUCACAUAUAGGUUAUUGUUGAGCGGCCUCGGGGCAGUUAUGCUGCUCCAGGCAUGAAGCCAAGGCUGCGGUCCAGCUGGAACAAAGAUAAAUGUGUGUUUAUCUUGUUGUGAUGUGGAUACAUACCUCAACAGUGCUGCUGAAGGUGAUGGAGAAGUGAUUCGAGGGACAGUAUGUGCAGGGAUUUACCUCUGACACAUGAUAUAUACACACAUGCAUGUAACCUUUAUUGAAUCAGUUAGUCUUAUUCAGAUCAGAGGGCCUCUGCUGCUUGAGGUGGGCCCUUAAAGGAGCUUUAAAAAGGUGGAAUUGUGCUCUGAUAUAUUAAAAAAAUUUAACUUACGUUAAAAUUAGGACUGUCUGAUGAUUCUCUUUCAGUGGUGAUAAGUUGAAUUUUCAGGUGGAUGUCUCAAUUCCUAUUAUUUUGCAUUUCAAAGAAGAUUUUAAGUUAGUAUUAACAACAAAAAGCAACUUGGUUUGGAAUUCUUUUAAAUGCAAUAAAAUGUCCUUUAUGUUCUUGAUUUAUUCAUUCUGUAUUCAAUCAAAUGCUGCACCACUGUGGUCUGAGCUUCAAAGUGAUUUACUUUAAGGAUAACGCUGAUACAUAUGAGGAAAUGUUCAGGAGCGCAUAUACAGGAUGUUAUUCCAAGGUAGCUCCCUGAUGUCCAGUGAUCCCUGUUCAAUGCAAAAACAUUUAUAAUUUUCAGAAGUUCCACUUUGGUUGUUUUUUUCUGCAUCUCGUCUUUGUGAAACUGUUGAUUCCUAUGACAGUGAGACUUAUGACCGGACACAACUUCUGUGAUAUAUUAAUUUUACUUGACAUGAAGUGCAUGUUACUUAAGAACCGUCAGCUGAGCUGUCUCUGUGUUUUUUGAGUGGAAUUUGCAGCCCAAAAUAGCAGCGGUAUAAUAACUCUCACUGGACAAAAAAAAGGCAUGAAAAGACACACAAUUUAAAGAAUUAAUGCACUAAAUUUGGACCUCGACUACACUGAGAUUCAAAAACUUAAAUAAAACAGCAUAAAAAAGAGUAAUACAGAAAAGUCUUCUCUGUUUUCUUUGCUGGAGAUUUUCUCGUAAAUUCCCUUUAAAAUCAGAUUUGAGGGCCAAAAAAUAAAACCAUAUUUCAUGAUUUUUCACAAGUUACUCAAUGAUGAUGACUUAUAUACAUGGUAACAGUGGAGGACGUUUCUGGAGAGCCGUUGGCUUGGAAGCGUUAAUUUUACAGUCAAACAGAACUGACUGUAGGUUUAGAAGUACGUAUGUUGUCACUACGUUAAGUGUUCAUACUAAACAUGAGCUAAGUUUUAAAUCAGUUUAUAAACAUGUCCAAAUACUCCUGUGAUGGGUUUUGAGGUUUUUUGGAGUUGCUGCAGAGGUUUCACAGAGUGUAAAUACAGAGUUUGAGACGAGCCUGAAACAGGAGCUGUAAAUUGAGGCUCUAAUUGUCGGCGGUGGGAGCAGAGGUUGGCAGGUGGAAAUGUUUUAUUGAUGGAUUGGUUAUUAUUUUCCUCUCUCCCCUCAGGCAUCAGUCCCCUCUCUCCAUCAUCUGCCGCUCCCCGUCUCUCAGUGAGAUGCCCCUGGGCACGGUGCUCGGGCGGAGGCCCACCUGUCACCGAAACAUCUGCACCAAAGUCCUCCUGGCUGAGGGGAAGGAGACGCCUUUCACCGAGCACUGCCGCGACUAUGAGAACACCUACAGGGUGAGUGCUGUGACGUUAACCUUUACCUAUACUUUUAACAGGAACAAGCACUGGGAAAAAUAACCAGAAUCUCUGUGUUUUCCCUUUUUAAUGUUUUAAUAUCUGUAACAGGAGUGUUACAGAUAUUGGAGUGUGCAGAGAAAUCAACUGUAUCUGUACUGGGAUGAAAAUUGAAAAAAAAUUUUGAAAAAAAAAAACGAGACUAGUCGUGACCAAUUUACAAAUACAAAUUUGAUUUUAAAAGGAAUUUUUAGAAUUAAUCUGACUUGUUGCUAAUGCUCUGAUUUGCCUUUUUAAGCUCAAAGAAAAUUGUCACAAUAAGUUCUGACUUGUAUUUUAAAGCUCCUGUGAGGAUCUUUGUGAUCUUUUACAUGUAAAUUGUAAAAACAGAGCUGUUUCUUAAGCUUCAUGGCUGACACCUAGCCCCCCAGACUGGUUCCAGGCACUAAAAGUCAUAUUAAAACAUAAUCAGUCAUGUUGGCAAUGGUUUUGUUUGCUUUUGAAAAUAUAUCAAUUUGAACUUCAGUCUAUUUCACAAAAGUAAAAAAAUCCCACAUAGGUGCUUGAAACACUCAGGUCGCUUUCACACCAGAGCUGUUUGGUCCGCUAUGAACGGACCAGAGUUCGUUUCCUCAGACAGUCCGCUUCGUUUGGGCAGGUGUGAAAGCCCAUCCGAACUCUGGUGCGGACCAAACAAGUGAACUCUGGUCCGCCUGAAAACGUGGGUCUCGGUUCACUUCUAAGUGAACCCUGGUUUGGUACGUAUACAGUGUGAAAGCUCACCGGACCAAACACAGGACCAAAUGUACAUAAUGACGCUAUACGCAGUGCAUAUGCAGUUCAUCUUGGGUAGAUAAAGCCCGGCGUCCCUUGUUGCUAUGGCAACAAGUGACCGCUGACAUUAGCAGUUGCUAGCUAGCUUAGCUCAAUUGUCUGAACAACAAUAACCCAUGAAUUCACAAUUUGGCAUAUUUAAACAAAAUCAAAUCACAACUACCAACAGACACAGGCCUUAAACUCUGAGCUCAUACGUUGUUAUAUGUUAGAUCGUCAAAGUUAGAAAAAUAACAGGAUCAAUCUCUGACAAGUUACGAUAGCAUUAUAGGAACAACGUUGUAGCAUUCCAUAAAAUAAUGUGACGAAGCACAAUACAAGACGGCUAGUCCACCCCUGUUUGUAAUCCGUGAGGUGACAUACCCCUCCUACUUUGUCCAAUCGACGAGCGCCCCUUUCAACCACGUGAUGCUGCUCGGAAAGUUUGGUGCACUUUAGAAAUUACAGUGUGAAAGCAGAACUGAAACACGUGAUAAAUGCUACAAUGCUGUGACUUUCAGCUCCCCAAUCGAACUGAGUCCGCUUGGUCAAGUGACCUUAAAAACUCCUUACUGUAGCUUUAAAUGUGUCUGCCCCAGGGCAGCUGUGACUACUAAGGUAGUUUACCAUGAUCAAAAAGUGUGACUGUGUGAGCGAAUGAAUGAUGUAUCCAAUGUAAAGCGCUUUGAGGGUCUCUGAUAAAGCGCUAUAUGAAAUCUGAUGCAUUAUUAUUAUUAUUAUUAUUAUUAUUAUUAUUAUUAUUAUUAUUAUUAAAGCAGUUUAUGAAGAGAUUUUUCAUUGCCAAAACAAACCUUUGUCUCACUAAAGAAACACAUUUUAUUUCUAUAUAUCUCUUAGUUUGAUGUCCAGACACACACAUAGAAAUCCUGUUUUUAGAUCAGCAUUAAACCCCUGCAGGUUCUGAGAAGCGUCUCUAAACUCUGAGUGAAACAAAAACAAGUCGGCGGCUUGACUUCCUGCAGAAAUUCAUCCUCAACCUGUCGAGUGGGCAACACGGUUUUCACACUUAGAUGCACUUCAGCGGGCAGCAGUGCACUCCAUGCCUCCUGAGUGUCAUGUCUUUCUGUGUUUGUUUGUGUGUGUUUAAAGACUUUCCAGACAGAGAUUCAGAAUCUGAAGGACCAGGUCCAGGAGCUGCACCGAGACCUGACCAAGCACCACUCCAUCAUUAACACAGAUAAAAUGGGAGAGAUCCUGGACAGGUCGCUGCACAUUGACAGCCAGAUAUCUGCGCAGUACACCACAGUGGAAACUAUGAGGGUCAUGUUUGAGGAGGUGCAUCAAGUGAUACCUUGAUGAGCUGACCUUCAGUGUGUACCUGCCUCUGCUGGCCGGCUCUCACAAAAACCUUUUCUACUUUUGUUCUCAGUCGGCAGAACCAGCUGCAUACUAACAAGAUACUUUUCACCCAUUUUUAUCUGCUAGAGAAGUAGUCAUGGAAAAGAAACACCACAAAUGUUUCUCUGAGGGGAAUCUGUUUGUUUCCUUGCAGGUCUGGGACGAGACUUUUCAGAGAGUCACUAACGAGCAGGAGAUCUAUGAAGGUUUGUCUUCAAAGUGGCAGCACCAAUAAUUUGUUUGACACUUAGUUUUGAUUCAUUCGUCUCUCUCUGUAUUCGUGGAUUUCAGCUCAGCUUCACGACCUGAUGCAGCUGAAGCAGGAGAACACUUACCCAACCACCAUCACCCGACAGAUCAGCCCUUACAUCCUGUCCAUCGCCAAAGUCAAGGAGAGACUCGAGCCCAGGUGUUUUACUCAAUUUUCCUUGUUUUAGUUGACUGGUGGCAGUAAUUGUGAGCAAACUAACCAUAUUCUCAUAGCAGCUGUGCAUCUCCAACAUCACUCUGAGUGUGGGGAGUUGAAAAGCUUUUAUAGUGAUAUAUUUAUGUGUCACAGGUUAUGACUGAUGGGAGUACUUAUUUAAAGCAACACAAAGACUGAGUUUAUUGACAAUUCAGAGGGACAAUGGUCUGUCUUUCAAGUCAAACAGCAAAUUUAAUUACAUUUAGACAACAUACCUCCAUUUCAUCUACUGUAUAAAACUGAAGCCUCUCAAUGGUGCCAAAUUUUGGGUUUAAGAAAUACACCGAAGUGACCUGGUCAGAGACAGGGCUUAAAACUGUUCCCUCAAAAAUCCCAUGUAUAUUCUUCUGCAUCUGUUGCACAACUGCCCGUUAACUGCUGCUGCAACAACACAGACCAUAUCGCUGUAUAUGCUUGAGCAGGCUGCUCUAACAUCUUUGCAAAGUUUUCUGCAGUAUGAGACCUCUGAAUGAUCUCUCCUUACUCCUUAACCCCUAAAUCAUGUUGCAAAAAACGUGUAAAGCUGCAGACCUGAGACAGUAGGUGGGUCGAGCUGCAGCUAAAAGAGGAGAGAUGUUGAGGGUGGAUUCAGGGUUUAGCUUGGGGUGCCCCAGCCCCACAGAUGCACCCCCUUUUCUUUUUAUUCAUGAUUCAAUGGACUAUCUGCAGCUAAGAAGCAGUUGAAAUUGUCAUGUUAGGAUAUGGUCAGACUUCCCUCUGCACUCUCACUUGUCUUUUCAGUCACUGAUUGAAGCAGAAGCAUUGAAAUAAUAAGUUAUUCCCUUCAUCGGUUAAAUUACUUAUGACUUAGAGGCUCUUGUUGAUCUCCACCAAAGUCAAUGCAGCUGUCCUGGUUGGAAACUCCAAUACAUAAUCAUCUCAAUUUCAAAAGAAGUGCAUCCAAAAAUGUAGACAUUCAGCAUCGGCCUAGAUCUGAAACAUUUUCUCUUUAGUUUCUCUUUUGUCUUUCUGACACUGGUUUGCGUUUGGCAUGGAUUUGCUUCAGUGUUUACCCUGAAAAUUCUGCUGAAGCUAGGUUUUAAUUGUUAUUUAAGUUAAUUUACAUGCAGAUAAUUGUAGAUGUUGAAUUUGGCUUCAAGCCAUGAUACUGUUUCCACAUUUGUACAAUUUAAAACAAAGUAUCCUGAGAUUUUAAGCAGCUGUUUCCCCAAAAAAAUAUCAUUGAACCAAAGCUGAAAAAAGCAUCAAAACCUGACACUUGUGAAUUCACUUUUAUCUUCAGCUGUUCCCAUAGAAAAGCAAAAAACAAAACAAAACAAAACAAAACAAAAAAACAACAACAGUGGGUUAUUUAUUCUCUGUGUGUUUUAUAUCUCUGUGUUGUAGAGUCUCAUUGAUGCCAGAAAACAAAAAUGUCUCUGAGCUCCAUUGUUGCUCUGGCUGACAUGUUUCUUUAUUACCAUGAACACAGACACCACGGUUUAUCUGAACUCAUUUUCACAAACACUGUUCUGCUGCAGAAAAUACUCACUGGAGCAGCAAAUUUUCAUCAAUCUGCAGCUGGAAGUCACCAUAAACAAAUGCAAAUAUUAAAUUAUAUUUGAAUAAUGAUUGUUAAAGUUAGCUGUUUCAAAUUUAUCUAAACAUUUGUACGUUUUUAAGGUAAAAAUAGGUAACACGUGAGCGAAAUGAAACAAAUCUGAUAUAUUUUGUUGAACUGUCUUUGUGUAUUUCUCAAAUUAUUUCAAUAGAUUUUCAGCCAAGGUAGAGCUUUUGUAUUUAGAGGUAAAGGUGCACUCUUUACCACUUUGUUUUCCAGGUUUCAGGAGGAGAAAGAGCACCAUGACGACCGCACAGAGACAAUGCUGAAAAUCUAUGAGGACAGCUCGACCUCCAAAGACAGUCAAGACAGGUAAACUCCAGGUUGAGCCUAACUGAGGAUGAAUCAGAACUUUUAUUUUUUUUUAUUUCUUCUUAAUUAGGUGAUGCAGGACAGAUCAUGACAGGUGGUUGACAACAUAUAUACAGUGCAAACAGACAAUAGAGACAAGACAACGUGACAAAUACAGCAGGAACACAUAACAUUUACAUACAUUUAGGCAGUGUUGCAAGACUGUUUAAUUAAGUGUGGGUGGGUGGGUGUUUCCAUGUGUGUUGUGAAGUGUGUGUGUUUGUGUGUGUUUUUUUUCCCUUUUUUUUUUCUUUAUAAAUAAAUAUAUAAAUAAAUAAUAGAAUAACAGGUAUAUAUAUAAUAUAUAUAUAUAUGUGUGUGUGUGUGUAUAUAUAUAUAUAUUACAUUAUAUAUAAUGUAUAUACUAUAUAUAUACACAUACAUAUACACAUAUAUAUAAUAAAAUUAAGUACAUAAAUAAAUAAAUGUGGCAGGAUAUAGAAAUGAUAAUUAUAGAAUAAAUGAUGCUAUUUAUGAUGCUAUUUUGUUUAUUGUACAGUGUAAACACGAGAGAAUUUAAUUACCAAAUCCCAGAUACUAGGCAAUCCGACUUUUUUCAGGUCUUUUUGGAGGAGAAAAAAGUCACAAAUUCAAGUCAUCGCUGUAAAUUACAUGAAAAAUCAAGUAAAUGACAAGAAAACUGCUGGCCUCACGAAAAAAGUGGAUUUUGAAGUCACUUUGUUGUAUAGUGUAGUGUAUAUAGUGACCCCAGAAGAUUCACCAAACCCUUAAUACCAAUCAAUCUUAAAAUUUUCCAGUAUAAUUUAAGAGAGAGAGAGAGAGAGAGAGGGAAAACACAGACUUAUAUUCAAGUCAUUACGGCAAAUGACACUAACAGUUGUGAUAAUUAGGUUCAUAAAUAUGAAGUGAAAGUGCACCCUCAGACUGAGCAGCAGUAUGAACACUGUUCGGUAUAUUACAGUCUAAAUCCUUUAUUAAACUGGUGUCCACUUGAAGCUGCUAAUUUCUUUUCUGCUGACAGUGAAAACCAGACAAGUGUCAUAGAGCAGGACCAAGACAAGAACAACCGCCUGCUGCUGCUGGAGUCAGGGGAGAGCUCUGGGAAGACGAGUCACCCGUGCAGGCUCAGGGUCUCCACGGAGACCAGCAGCCACAGCGAGAUGCCUUUAUAA
Xyrichtys novacula (pearly razorfish) is the source of this 30454-nucleotide messenger RNA. The record is from the annotation of a GenBank genome assembly. NCBI's taxonomy places the organism in Eukaryota, Metazoa, Chordata, Actinopteri, Labriformes, Labridae.